AAAAAUUCCACAUCACACCCCGCCACCAAGUUCGACUCACAGUAACCUGUGAGAGGUGCUCAGUGACGAUGGCACCAAUUGAGCUUGCCAGUCGAUCAGGAGGCGCCGCGAGGCGGCUUCUGACUCGCACGCGACCAUGCCUUUCCGCAUCCUCGAGCCUGCCGAUUAGGAGGACAUUCGCGACCGCUCAGGACGUUGAGCAGCAAGACGCUGAGAUGCGCAAGCUGCUCCCCAAGUCUAUCAAGCCCAACACGUACCGCAGACUUCACGACAACCUACUCAAGGUCCGCCAUGUCCUCGGACAGCAGCGCCUCACCCUCGCCGAGAAGAUCCUGUACAGUCAUCUGGACAACGUCGAGGACUCGCUUCUCACGAACACGGACAAUGGACGCAACAUCCGCGGCAGUGCCAACCUCAAGCUGAACCCGGACCGAGUCAACAUGCAAGAUGCAUCGGCACAGAUGGCGCUGUUGCAGUUCAUGUCCUGCAACCUUGCGAAGCCUGCGAUUCCUGCCAGCAUCCACUGUGACCACUUGAUUGUGGGAUCCAAGGGCGCCGAGAGCGAUUUGACGGACGGCAUCAGCGUGAACAAGGAGGUGUUCGACUUCCUCGAGUCUGCCGGACGCAAGUAUGGCAUGGACUUCUGGCCCCCUGGUGCAGGCAUUAUUCACCAGACGGUUUUGGAGGUUUACGCUCUUCCCGGCAUCAUGAUGUUGGGAACUGACAGCCACAGCCCUAACGCUGGCGGUCUUUCUACCAUUACUAUCGGAGUUGGUGGUGCCGAUGCCGUGGAGGCGCUUGUCGGUGCUCCUUGGGAGCUGAAGGCCCCUCGUGUGCUCGGAGUCAAGCUGACCGGCAAGCUCAACGACUGGGUGUCCCCCAAGGACGUUAUUCUCAACCUGGCCGGCAAGUUGACUGUGCGCGGCGGAACCGGAUUUAUCGUUGAGUAUUUCGGCGAGGGCGUUGAGACUCUUAGCGCUACCGGAAUGGCCACCAUUUGCAACAUGGGUGCCGAAGUCGGCGCUACGACCUCCAUCUUCCCCUACACGGCCGCUUCUGAACGCUACCUCCUUCAAACCCGCAGACAAGCCGAACACAAGGCGCUGGAUGCAUACAAGAAGUGGUCAGCCUUUAACUUCAGAGCCGACGAGGAUGCCCACUAUGACCAGGUCAUUGAGAUCAACCUUUCCGAGCUCGAGCCCCACAUCAACGGCCCCUUCACCCCCGACUUGGCUACCCCCUUGUCCGCUUUCAAGGAGACCAUCCAGACUGAGCAAUGGCCUGAAGUUUUGUCCGCCGGUCUUAUUGGCAGCUGCACCAACAGCUCCUACGAGGACAUGACCAAGGUCGAGAGCAUGGUCAAGCAGGCCGAGAAGGCCGGCUUGAAGCCCAAGGCACCCUUCUACAUCACCCCUGGAAGCGAGCAGAUUCGCGCAACUCUUGAGCGCGAUGGUACUCUGAAGACUCUGGAGGGUGCUGGAGGUAUCGUUCUCUCCAAUGCUUGCGGCCCAUGCAUCGGCCAGUGGAAGCGUCAGGACGACAUCCCCAAGGGUCAGCUGAACGCUAUCCUGACCUCGUACAACCGUAACUUCAAGGGCCGGAACGACGGCAACCCCGGUACCAUGAACUUCCUCGCCUCCCCUGAGAUCGUCACCGCCAUGGCCUACGCUGGUGCGACCACCUUCAACCCCAUGACGGACAAGUUGCAGACCCCCGACGGAAAGGAGUUCAAGUUCGAGGCUCCCCGCGGCCUGGAGAACCCCAAAACCCCCUUCGAGUCCGGCGUCGCGUCCCUCCAGUCCAUCUCGCCCGAUGAGCCCAACGCCGACGUCAAGAUUGCCAUCGCCCCGACUUCGGAGCGUCUCGCCUUCCUCGAGCCCUUUGCGCCCUUCCCCGAGAGCGAUCUCAGCGGCCUCAAGGUCCUCGUCAAGGUCACCGGAAAGUGCACCACCGAUACCAUCUCGGCCGCGGGCCCCUGGCUCAAGUACAAGGGUCACCUGCCCAACAUCAGCACAAACACGCUCAACACGGCCGUGAACAAGGAGACGGGCGAGGUCAACGCCGCCUACGACGUCGACGGCUCCAAGCACACUAUCCCCGAGCUCGCGCAGCUGUGGAAGGAGCGCGGACAGGAGUGGCUCGUCGUCGCGGAGCACAACUACGGCGAGGGCAGCGCCCGCGAGCACGCCGCCCUGCAGCCGCGGUACCUCGGCGCUCGCGUCGUGCUGACAAAGUCGUUUGCGCGCAUCCACGAGACCAACCUGAAGAAGCAGGGCGUCGUGCCCCUGACAUUUGAGAACGAGGCCGACUACGACAAGAUUGCGGCGUGCGACGAGGUCAGCACCGUCGGUCUGUACGAGAUGCUCCAGAACGGCGGGCAAGGCAAAGUGCAGCUGCUCGUCAAGAAGAAGGACGGCUCCGAGGUGUUGAUCCCCACCGCCCACGCUGUUACCAAGGACCAGGCUGGAUUCAUCCUCGCGGGUAGCGCUCUGAGCAUGCUUGCCAAGCGUAACCAGGCCUAAGAGUACGUUUUUUUUUGUUUUCCUUGCGGGGGCUUUCUGUUCUCUGUCUUUUUUUCUUGUAUGGGUCUUGCGGUUUUUUACAAAAGGCGAAAAGAGGUGAAGACAAAAAUUUCCGACGAUUGUAUAUAUCCCGC
Molecule: messenger RNA, 2656 nt
Organism: Colletotrichum scovillei
Lineage: Eukaryota; Fungi; Ascomycota; Sordariomycetes; Glomerellales; Glomerellaceae
Product: aconitate hydratase
Exons: 2
Coding region: 69-2522 (817 amino acids)
Biological process (GO): tricarboxylic acid cycle
Cellular component (GO): cytosol; mitochondrion
Molecular function (GO): 4 iron, 4 sulfur cluster binding; aconitate hydratase activity
Source: RefSeq, a predicted model, not a curated record